UUUCUCAAACAUAAACAAAACUUUCCCUGUGUCUCUCCUCCUCCCCUUACAGUUACUUCUCCCACCGUACCUCCUCCUUCUCUCUCAUUCAUACAUUAGUCCCCUUCAAUAAUUCUCCUAUUCAUCUGUCUCACACUCCUUCUUUCUUUCUUUCUCUCUCUCUCUCUCUCUCUCUCUCUCUCUCUCUCUCUCUGCUUCUCCCAUUCGCCUUUUCUAAUUCUCGUUUCUAUUUUCAUUCUUUCUCUCUCUCUCAACCGCUCUACCAUGAUGUCAAGUCUCGAAACAAUGCACCCUUUUGUACACCUAUUGUUGUUGUGUCGCUCCAGGCCAGCCUCGCCAUUGCAGAUCAAUGAUCAACGGCCCUCUAGCCGUGAACACGUUUCGAUUACCUUCUGUAGAAGUCUACCUGAUCCAAAAGAUUUCUUCCCCCGCUUUCUUCUACAUUAGCCGCAGAGAUGUUUCAAGGAGACCGCGCACAAGUCUAGAAUCUCACACGGUUCCGCUGUGUACAUACAUCUAUAAAGAGAGAGUGUGUGUGCGAGAGGGAGAGAGAGAGUGUGUAUGCGAGUGAGAGAGAGAGAUAGUGUGUGUGUGUGUGUGUGUGUGUGUGUGUGUGCGUGCGAGAGAGAGAGAGGGAGGGAGAGAGAGCAAUUUAUAUAUACAGGUACAUGAAGACAUAAGAUGCACUUUGAAAUACCAGAGAAGCGUGUUAAUAUAGCUUAGCUGAAAACGGCAUUCGCUUGAACAUAAACACACAGAUAUCUUUCAUGACAUAUAUUUGAAUAUAAACAUCAAUAUAUCUGUAUAAAUUUAUAUAGACCCUUAGACACAAACACAAACACACAUAUAUAUAUAUGUAUAUAUAUAGAGAUAAAAUACCUAUGUGUAAACGCGUGUGUAUGUGGAUUAUAUACGCUCCUUAUACUUUUGUGCCCGGAUGAACAUUAUUAUUAUUUGGAAAUGUUUGCGUGCUGAUCUGAGAAACAUUCUAUCGACGCCAUAUUGAAAACUGAAGGCAGAGCGAAGCAUUGACCUUCCACAACUAUCUAAAAUACAUCUUAUAUAUUUAUAUGAAUAUAUACAGUCAUUACCUAUCGAUACACACAACAAACUUUAAAAAUGACCAUCUCAACGGUAUAAGACCUGAAAUUUUGAUUGAGAAUGGGGGCUGGUUGAUUACAUAGACCCCCAAUGCUCAACUGAAAAUCUACAUUAGCUACCUGCUUUCACGUUUGUGGAGUAUCAUGAAAUUUCGAUAUGGAAACAUCUAUGUUUUGCCGAUAGCCAUCUUGUUUUGUAACCUGUUGGUUAUAUUAUCCUAUUAUAGUCUAGUGAUUUCCAAGGUCAAAGUGACUCCGAUCUACAUGAACCAGAAAAUCAUGAACUGUGAUGCAAAGCGACGGCUACCCAGCUGUAUUAUUAUAGGUACACCGAAGUCGGGUACGAAAGCCUUACUUGAGUUUAUUGGGGUACAUCCUUCUGUUGUCAUUGCCGAGGGAGAACCGAAACAUUUCCACAGAGAAGAUAACUACCGGAAAGGGAUGAAUUUCUACUUGGAGAAAAUGCCUCUGUCUUGUCCUGAUCAAAUCACAAUAGAAAAAUCACCGGAAUAUUUCUACAGUGACAAAGCACCGAUUCGGAUAAAACAAAUGAACAAAACUAUCAAGCUGAUUUUGAUUGUUAAAAAUCCUGUGGAUCGUUCUAUAUCGGAAUACAUCCACCGACGAUACUACCGCAACCUGAAGGAGAUAAAACACACCUUUGAAGAGCUUGUUUACGAUGAUAAAAUCAACAAACUCAAGACGUCAUAUUACCCGAUUAUGAGAUCAGUUUACUCCCGGUUUGUCAUUCGCUGGUUGCAACAUUUCCCCUUAAACCAGAUCCACGUAGCAGACGGGAGCAAACUGAUUGUAGACCCAUCGGAAGAGGUGCUCAAAGUUCAAGAUUUUCUCGGUCUAAAGAGGGUGAUUUCCAGGGAUAACUUUAUAUAUAAUAACACCAGGGGAUUCUACUGUUUGUUGAUAAACUCUGAAUCGAAAUGUUUGCCACCAAAUAAGGGUCACCGAAACGUAAGCACAAGCAAGGUAAUAGCAAAACAAAUGGCUAAAUACUUCAAACCAUAUAACGAUUUGUUUUUCCAGUUAAUACAUAAAAAUCUAUCUUGGACUUGAAUAAAAUAUAUACAGCAUGAAAAGAAAUCCAGAAUCAGGUGAAAAAAAAAAGAUGGCCAAGAAGAGCAACAAAAUCUUUAGCAAAAAGAAAACAAAACAAAUGAACAAAUAUAAACUAUUUUAAAAAUUA
This is a messenger RNA of Octopus bimaculoides (California two-spot octopus), 2301 nucleotides long. Its product is annotated as heparan sulfate glucosamine 3-O-sulfotransferase 5-like. Gene Ontology annotation, molecular function: [heparan sulfate]-glucosamine 3-sulfotransferase activity. Lineage: Eukaryota; Metazoa; Mollusca; Cephalopoda; Octopoda; Octopodidae. The record is from RefSeq and is a predicted model, not a curated record.